Messenger RNA from Onychomys torridus (southern grasshopper mouse), 2842 nucleotides. It is a transcript of the gene Marveld2, whose product is annotated as MARVEL domain containing 2. Gene Ontology annotation, biological process: bicellular tight junction assembly. Gene Ontology annotation, cellular component: cytoplasmic vesicle; apical plasma membrane; bicellular tight junction. Bases 210 to 1895 code for a protein of 561 amino acids. The record is from RefSeq and is a predicted model, not a curated record. The transcript is spliced from 7 exons. Lineage: Eukaryota; Metazoa; Chordata; Mammalia; Rodentia; Cricetidae.
UUUCCAGAGAAGAAGGCGAAGGCGGGACGCGCACCGGUGGGUCUCGGCAGAGCCGGGAGGCUGCAUGGGGGAGCCCCGCGAGAACGCUGGGUGUGCGUCCGCAGGCAGCUGCGCUGCUCCCCGACCCCAAAUCCUGGGGCAGUCCACCCUCCGGAGGCGGCAGAACUCUAAGGGGCGAUUGUGCGUGUGUAAAGGUGUGGAAAUCACAAAUGUCGUCAAGUGAUGGAAGGUCCAGGAUUCGGGACAGGGGCUAUAGUGAGGUUCCAGGGGGCGUGCCUGGUCCAGAUGGUACCGUAAGAACCCUCCAGUCCCUGCAGAGCAGUGAGCUGGCCGUGAGCGCAGAUCCUCUGCCGCCUCCCCCUCUCCCAUUACAGCCACCAUACGGCCCCAGCUUCUACUCAAGUGACACAGAGGAACCAGCCGCAGCCCCAGACCUCAAGCCGGUCCGGCGCUUUGUGCCCGACUCCUGGAAGAACUUCUUCAGAGGGAAGAAAAGGGACCCGGAAUGGGAUAAGCCGGUGUCUGAUAUCAGAUACAUCUCUGAUGGGGUGGAGUGUUCACCUCCGGCCUCUCCAGCGAGACCGAACCACCUCCCGCCCAGCUCUUACAGAGACCCCUGCGGAGGGUCAGAAGGCACCUUUAACUCCCAGCAAGAGGCGGAUGCCAUGUUUCCCCAGGACCCCUGUGCGUCCCUAGACGGGCGCACGCCGACGGCGCGGACCUACAGCGAGAAGGUGGAGGAGUACAACCUUCGGUACGCCUACAUGAAGUCGUGGGCAGGCCUGCUGAGAAUUCUGGGGGUGGCGGAGCUGCUUCUGGGGGCUGGCGUCUUCGCCUGUGUCACAGCGUACAUCCACAAGGACAACGAGUGGUACAACCUAUUUGGAUAUUCACAGCCCUAUGGCGCGGGAGGUCUUGGCAGCCUGGGCAGCACAUACGGGGGUUAUUACUACAGCGGCCCCAAGACCCCUUUUGUACUCGUGGUGGCUGGAUUGGCCUGGAUCGCCACUAUUAUUAUUCUGGUGCUUGGCAUGUCCAUGUAUUACCGCACCAUUCUUUUGGACUCCAACUGGUGGCCCCUGACGGAGUUUGGAGUGAACGUUGCCUUGUUUAUCCUGUACAUGGCUGCAGCCAUUGUCUAUGUGAACGACACCAACCGAGGCGGACUCUGCUACUAUCCAUUAUUCAACACGCCGAUGAAUGCAGUGUUCUGCCGGGUAGAAGGAGGUCAGAUAGCCGCGAUGAUCUUUCUGUUUGUCACCAUGAUCGUUUACCUCAUCAGCGCCCUGGUCUGUCUGAAGCUGUGGAGGCACGAGGCAGCUCGGAGACACAGGGAAUACAUGCAGCACAUGGAGCAGCAGCGGGAGGUAAAUGACCCGUCGUUGUCAUCACAAAGGAGAAUGUGUGAAGUGGCCACCGGUGACAGACAGAGAGACCAAGAAGCUCAUUUCAAAGAGUUGAGGUCAGCGAAAAUGACCCCUGAACUCCUGAGCGGACACAUCCCUCCAGGCUACAUCCCCAAGCCCAUCGUGAUGCCCGACUACGUGGCAAAAUAUCCUGUGAUUCGGACGGACGAUGAUCGCGAACGCUAUAAAGCUGUGUUCCAGGACCAGUUUUCCGAGUACAAGGAGCUGUCCUCGGAAGUGCAGGCCAUCCUGAGGAAGUUCGAUGAGCUGGACGCGGUGAUGAGCAGGCUGCCACGUCAUUCUGAAAACCACCAGGAACACGAGAGAAUAUCAAGAAUCCAUGAAGAGUUUAGGAAAAAGAAGAAUGAUCCCUCAUUUCUGGAAAAAAAGGAGCGUUGUGAUUACCUCAAGAACAAACUUUCUCACAUAAAGCAGAGAAUUCAAGAAUAUGAUAAAGUAAUGAACUGGGAUACGCAAGGUUAUUCUUAGACCGUUUGGAAUUGUUUUUAUAGCCAACUAUUUAUUCACUGCCUUUACACGCUGGUUUCAUGGAUGAGAAGCCGGCCCGUCCAGGUCAGCUUCUGCUUGGUUUCCCGUCCGAGGUGGAACGGUGUGAUUUCACUCAAACAUUUCAAACCCACUGAGAGCCUUCACUGAGACUGGAGAGACCGUGUGUGUGUUCACCUGCCUCCACGUCCAUGUUUUUCUCAUUAAAAUGUGUUGUCAUUUUAGAUUUCCUGUCACUGGAGAGUGACAAGCUCGUUGUCCCAAGUUCUGAUGUUGCUGUUUCCUCCGUUCAGGCUGCUUCCCUCAACUUCUCUAGGAGUUUCUCUUCCUAAGGAAAGUUCUCGGGAGGUUCUUUCCUGGGAAUGUCGCUCCCAUCACUAGGGCUUGAAGCCAGGAUCAGCGGUCACACACUUUGUGGUCUUGGGCAAGUUGAUUAAUCCAUCCUCUGCGCCUGUUUCUUCUGUAAAAUGAAACUAAGAUGGUACCUACCUCAGGGCAGUUAGGAGGACUGCGCAUGCAUCCAGAACAGAGCCUGCCACUGUACAGCACCACAUUCACGCAGGGAAUUCUGUGGACAUGUUGGUGAAAUGGAUGAGCCACACCGGAUGGAUCUCGAGACACAGUCCGUCGUCAGCCGUUAACCAGAGGCCACAUGUCCCGUGGUUUUGUCUUGUGCUUGUCACCUUUACCACACGAAGCCUUAAGCAGAUGUUUCACUAUUGUUUGUGACCCCUUCUGGGCCCUCACAGCCUCCCUGUGUGUAACCAGGGCCACUAUGCAUGACCCCAGGCCCCAUGGCCCAGACUGUCCUGUGCACAUGCGCAUAGCACCUUUCAGUCUACUUGGAUGCCUUCCAUGAUUCGUUAGUACACUUCAUCUUACCAAGAAUCACCCUAACUGAAAUGUUAUUCAAAUUUAAUAUGAAAAAA